This is a messenger RNA of Phymastichus coffea, 1482 nucleotides long. Its product is annotated as zinc finger protein 346-like. Bases 595 to 1329 code for a protein of 244 amino acids. Gene Ontology annotation, molecular function: zinc ion binding; nucleic acid binding. Gene Ontology annotation, cellular component: nucleus. The transcript has 8 exons. The record is from RefSeq and is a predicted model, not a curated record. NCBI's taxonomy places the organism in Eukaryota, Metazoa, Arthropoda, Insecta, Hymenoptera, Eulophidae.
CAGAUUUUGGUUGAUCGUUGGUCGAGCCAUACGUCACGCGUGCCCGCUCCGAGUUGCGGAAAUUUUCCUUCGCGUCCCAAGCGCGUUCGGGUCGGGAAUGCGUGUGCUUAUGCGUGAUCCAAUCGUCUAGAUUAGUCUUGAAACAGUCGAAUAAUACCAAUUCCAAAGAGAUAAUUAAGAGUGCUGCGCCAUAGACGGCAAAACUCACCGAGUAACCUGCUGAAUCUCAAAGCUGUGAUCAUCCACUGGGAUCGUCGUGCUUACGAAGUUGAACAGGAGCGCGAAUCCAGGCGAGGUUUACUCCAGAUAGGGAGGGUUACGUUUCAUUAUUGCGAGCUCGCGAACGCACUUUCACAGAUUUGUUUAAACAUCAAACUCCAAUAUCUCGAAAUCUGUAUACCAUUCAACACACCGCUUGUGCAAGCUCAGUAUACGAAUUGACAAUAUCUAUAAAUAUAUACCAUACUCCGUGGCGCUAGUCAGCGUUUGACACUCGCAGGAAGGAGAUUGUUGUAAUCCCGCAGUUGAUGCUUGAGUCAAUGUCUAAUGUCGGCGUCGGUACUUCUCGUAUUAUCUACCUCGUGAACCAGCAGAAUGUUCAGAAACAUGCAAUACCAACAAUCAACAAACAUGAACAUGUCAGCACUAAGGGCAAUGAGCCAGUCACAAAUAGAUCCUGUUUCCAAAGCUGUUGUUGAUAAUAUUAUGGGAAAAAUUCCAACUAAAAAACCACAAGUUCGAUGUCAUGACUGCGGUCUUGACUUCACAAGUCAGAUUGUUCUUGAUGCUCACCUUCAGGGAUCUCGCCAUGCUAAACAGCUUCGCUCCAAAAAUAUCAUGGAAACUCUGGAACAGACUAAUAUUGCUUUUAGUAAAGAUGAGGUGACUAAUGGAUUAAAAUGCAACCCUUGCAAUGUAUUGCUCAACUCAAUACAGCAACUUCAGACUCAUUUAAAUGGUAAUCGUCACAAGAAAAAAUUAGCCAAAGGUGACUGGUGCGGCAAGGAAAUUGUUUCAAAAAGUGAUGUCAUCUUGAGCCGAUCAAAUUACGCUCCUCAACCAGUGGCAAAUAGUAAAUUAUUAGCUUGUAAACCAUGCAACAAGUUUUUCAAUUCUCCAUCACAGUUGAAUGUGCAUUUGGCAUCACAGAAACAUUCAGAUAAAAUCAACCAUACCAGUAGUAAAAACACAAAGAAAAAAAGAUAUUUCCCAUAUUGGAAGAAAGAUCAAACAGUUUAUAGUUAUACACAUAAUGCAACUACAGUGCCUGCUACUUCAGGGUUUUCAAACAAUUUUGUGUCUGCUGGCUAUCAACACUAUGGUUAUUAGCAGUACAAUCAGUUUUUCAGGAUUCCAUAAGAUUAAAAAUGACUUUUUGUUGAUCAGAAUGAUAUAUAAAUUACUCCUUACUUAAAAUUCUGUAUAUGUUGAAAUUACAGAAAUGGUGUAAUGAAAAUGUGAUGUUUUGUCAAUAUAUAAGAA